Molecule: messenger RNA, 2700 nt
Organism: Nyctereutes procyonoides (raccoon dog)
Lineage: Eukaryota; Metazoa; Chordata; Mammalia; Carnivora; Canidae
Product: ribosome biogenesis protein BMS1 homolog
Exons: 12
Coding region: 183-2480 (765 amino acids)
Biological process (GO): endonucleolytic cleavage of tricistronic rRNA transcript (SSU-rRNA, 5.8S rRNA, LSU-rRNA); ribosome biogenesis; maturation of SSU-rRNA from tricistronic rRNA transcript (SSU-rRNA, 5.8S rRNA, LSU-rRNA)
Cellular component (GO): 90S preribosome; nucleus
Molecular function (GO): GTPase activity; U3 snoRNA binding; GTP binding
Source: RefSeq, a predicted model, not a curated record
GGAGGCGGGGGCGGGAGGGUCCCGGGGCCUGGGCCCCGAGAGUUUGCGAGUCGUGCUCGGCACGGGCUGCCGGGACAGUCUUUGCGCCCCGAAGAGCGUUCAGGCCCUGGGCAGCCUCACCUAGGACCUGCCGGAGACUUGCGCCGAGGUUAGAGUUACUUGUAAAUUGGUAAAAAGUCGCUAUGGAGACUAAGGACCAGAAGAAACACAGAAAGAAACACAGUGGGCCCAAAGCUGAGAAGAAAAAGAAACGGCAUCUGCAGGAUCUCCAACUUGGAGAUGAGGAAGAUGCCCGGAAGAGAAACCCCAAAGCUUUUGCAGUCCAGUCUGCUGUGCGGAUGGCACGAUCCUUUCACAGGACUCAGGAUUUGAAGACAAAAAAGCAUCACAUUCCAGUGGUUGAUCGAACUCCAUUAGAGCCCCCACCAAUAGUGGUGGUGGUGAUGGGACCUCCAAAAGUUGGAAAGAGCACUUUGAUCCAGUGCCUCAUUCGGAACUUCACCAGGCAGAAACUGACAGAGAUCAGAGGCCCUGUAACAAUCGUGUCAGGUAAAAAGCGCAGACUCACCAUUAUUGAAUGUGGGUGUGACAUUAACAUGAUGAUUGAUCUGGCUAAAGUGGCAGAUUUGGUUCUGAUGCUUAUAGAUGCCAGCUUUGGGUUUGAAAUGGAAACAUUUGAGUUUCUAAACAUCUGUCAAGUACAUGGCUUUCCCAAAAUUAUGGGCAUUCUCACUCACUUAGAUUCCUUCAAGUAUAAUAAGCAACUGAAGAAGACAAAGAAGCGAUUAAAACACAGGUUCUGGACAGAAGUCUACCCGGGUGCCAAGCUGUUCUACCUUUCUGGAAUGGUACAUGGAGAAUAUCAAAACCAAGAAAUUCACAAUCUGGGCCGUUUUAUUACAGUAAUGAAAUUUAGGCCUCUUACGUGGCAAACCUCUCAUCCUUAUAUCCUAGCAGACAGGAUGGAAGAUUUGACAAACCCAGAAGAUAUUCGAACAAAUAUCAAAUGUGACCGAAAGGUGUCUCUUUAUGGUUAUUUAAGAGGAGCACACUUGAAAAAUAAAAGCCAAAUUCACAUGCCAGGUGUAGGAGAUUUUGCUGUGAGUGAUGUCAGUUUCCUCCCGGACCCCUGUGCACUUCCUGAACAACAAAAGAAGCGCUGUUUAAAUGAGAAGGAGAAGUUGGUUUACGCACCUCUGUCUGGAGUUGGUGGUGUGCUCUAUGACAAAGAUGCUGUCUAUGUUGAUCUUGGUGGCAGCCAUGGCUUCCAGGAAUUGGACGAGGUGAGGCCCACCCAUGAACUGGUACAGAGUCUCAUUUCCACCCAUUCCACUAUUGAUGCCAAGAUGGCUUCAAGUAGAGUGACGCUUUUUUCAGAUUCCAAACCACUGGGCUCAGAAGAUAUAGAUAAUCAAGGGCAGUGGAUGCCAAAAGAGGAAAAGCAGGUGGAUCUGAAAACUGGUCGCGUGCGUCGGAAAGCCAUUUUUGGAGAUGAAGAAGAUGAGUCUGGAGAUAGUAAUGAUGAAGAUGAUGAAGAAAUGUCUGAAGGGGACAAGUUGGAUGAUAGCUGUAGUGAUGAUGAAACAGAAGAUGAAGCAGAUACCGAAAUGAUGGAUAUGAUGUACACAAGGGAAAAAGGUGUCAAACGCCAGAGACUCCAGGAGAUGGAAGAAGACCUCGAGGCGGAUUUGCCAGCAUUUGCUGACAGUGAUGAUGACCUUGAGAGGAGCUCAGAGGAUGAAGGAGAAGCAGAGGAAGCUGAUGAAAGCAGUGAAGAAGAGGAUUCCCCUGCAGAAGAGAGGGAUAUUUCAGAAUCUAAAGUUGUUGGAGACUAUAGUAAAGCAGGACUUUUACAAACUAAUGGCCUGAGUAAAAGUUUGAAUCUGGAGAGUUCUUUGACAGUCAACAAAGCCACCCUCGCCAUUUCAGAUUCAGGCCAUUGCACAGCUGAAGAGGCAUUUGCAUCUGAAGAUGAAACUGAGGAAAGCUCCUCUCUCAAUACAGAGGAAGAGGAUUCAGAAAAUGAAGAGGUUAUUAGGAAAAAGUUCCCAAAGUCUUCUCAAGUGGCUGGUGAUCAGAGACUGGGGUCAGAGAACUUAAUUGGUGAGACCAGUGAUGUCGAAGACUUACUCAAAGAGGAAGAAGAUUACAAGGAAGAAAACGACUAUUCCACAGAAACUUCAGGUGCCCUCAAGUGGAAGGAAGACCUUUCCAGGAAGGCAGCUGAGGCCUUUCUGAGGCAGCAACAAGCAACUCCAAACCUUCGAAAACUUAUUUAUGGCACAGUGACAGAGGAUAAUGAAGAAGCAGAUGGUGAUACCAGGGAAGAACUUGGAGGGUUGUUUCGUGUCAGUCAGCCUUCAAGAGAAUGUAAGCACAAACUUGACUCUUUGGACUGCUCCAGAUUUCAUGUGGAGGCGCCCCAUGAUUGGGAUUUAGAGGAGGUAAGGUUGAAUGUGAAUCAUAUGUUUGACUUAUGAGACUAUCCGAGAAUUGCUCUAAAAGAAGAUUAUGUGAUUUCAGUAAUGCCUACCUAUUAUUAGCUUUUCAUUUUUAUAAGAUAAUAGGACAUUCCCCCAGAUAUUGGACUGGAUAUUUCAUGCAUCCCAAGGAAUAAUGUGUUUUGAGUUUAGGCAGACUGUAUGCAUAUGUUAUGGAGAAAGGAAAUGUGGAUAGUAGUGUUAAUCUUUAUUUUGAAGC